AUGUCAAAUCUUUCUUCAAUAUUUAUUCCGAAAUUUGUAGAAUCAAUAUAUUCGAAUGUUUUUCAAGAUUGCACUAAUCUUGGAAAUAUAACAAUUGAUCCAGAAAAUGAAAAUUAUAAAAGUGAUACUCAUGCAAUUUAUACAGGAGCAGAUAAUUCGACACUAUUUUUAGUUGGCGCUGCAUAUACAGGUGAGUACACUGUUGCUAAUUAUGUUACAAAAAUUUAUGAAUAUUGUUUUACUGAUUCAAAAAUUUCAUCCAUCAAACUUCACAAUGGUAUUACAACUAUUCAACAAUAUGCAUUCUAUGCUUGUAAAUCAUUAUCAAAUAUUACAAUCCCAGAAGGUGUAAAAUCUAUUGGAUAUAAUGCACUUGAAUAUUGUGGAUCAUUAACAACUGUAUUUAUUAAUGGAAAUAUAUCAUCAAUUGAAAGCUAUUUAUUUAGUGAAUGCAAAUCAAUUUCAAGUAUUUCAAUUCCAGAAAGUGUCACAAAAAUCGGAAGAAAUGCAUUUUUUAGAUGUUCAUCAUUAACAAACAUUUCAUUACCUUCAAGCCUUCAAUUUAUUUUUGAUAGCGCAUUUAGUAGUAUAUGUGGAAGGGUUGUGUGA
Molecule: messenger RNA, 609 nt
Organism: Trichomonas vaginalis G3
Lineage: Eukaryota; Parabasalia; Trichomonadida; Trichomonadidae
Product: ribonuclease inhibitor domain-containing protein
Exons: 1
Coding region: 1-609 (202 amino acids)
Source: RefSeq, a predicted model, not a curated record